Molecule: messenger RNA, 490 nt
Organism: Sesamum indicum (sesame)
Lineage: Eukaryota; Viridiplantae; Streptophyta; Magnoliopsida; Lamiales; Pedaliaceae
Product: defensin Ec-AMP-D2
Biological process (GO): defense response
Source: RefSeq, a predicted model, not a curated record
CCCUAUAAAUACCCCCUCAGUGAAGUUCUCGACACACCCCAUAUUCACUUCUCAACUCUCUCUCUAAACUAAAAGAAUAUGGGGCGCCUUGCUACUGUUUUCUUUGUACUGAUGCUUGUCGUCAUCAGCACUGAAAGAGGUCCAAUGGUGGGAGAGGCAAGGACAUGCGAGUCACUGAGCCAUCGUUUCAAGGGAGCGUGCGUGAGUUCCACCAACUGCGCAUCGGUUUGCCACACCGAAGGCUUCCCCGGCGGCAACUGCAGAGGGUUUCGUCGCCGUUGCUUCUGCACCAAACACUGUUGAAAGGUUCCAUUUCAAGCAUUAGGCUGUUAUUGGUUUUGCAAUGUGUUUGAUGGACUUUCUCUCUUUUAUGUCUUUUUUACUGAGUGGAGUUAAUGAAUGGUGUCUCUCAUGCUGAGACUUCUGUCGUGGUGUACUGUUGAAUAAUGGCAAUAAUUGUGUGGGAAUGUUAUUUUACUUGUGUUUCGCC